AUGCUACCAUAUGAAAUCGGAGGUUCAGAUAAUGAAUGCGUAGAAGCGUUGAGAUGGGAUUGCGGCGGUGAGAGAGGCAAACGAAUUGUUUUGGUGAAAGUGCGGGCCGCCGCGACCACAUUCCUACGAACUGGUCGCUGUGGGAACUGCCAUGGAGCCACGGAGCGAACCCAUGGCCCGCAGAAAAAAUGCACACAUCGCUUGUUAAAUGCUUCAUCAGCAUUUAAUUGA
This is a messenger RNA of Pieris macdunnoughi, 231 nucleotides long. Lineage: Eukaryota; Metazoa; Arthropoda; Insecta; Lepidoptera; Pieridae. The record is from the annotation of a GenBank genome assembly.